AUGGGACCUGAUCUUCAGGUUUGUGUAUCCAAAAAACCUACAUGUUGCACCAGGAAGAUGGAGGAAAGAUAUCAAAUUGCAGCUCGCCAAGACAUGCAGCAGGCGCUUCAAGCAUCCAGCUCUACAUUAAAGUUUCUAAUAUCUCGAAAUGCAGCUGUUUUUCAAGAAACCCUUGAAACACUCAUCAGACAAGCAGAGAAUUACACCAGCAUACUUUUCUGCAACACCUACAGGAACAUGGCCUUAGAGGCUGCUGCUUCAGUUCAGGAGUUCUUCACGGAUGUGGGGCUCUAUCUAUUUGGUGCGGAUGUUAAUCCUGAAGAAUUUGUGAACAGAUUCUUUGACAGUCUUUUCCCUCUAGUCUACAAUCAUCUCAUUAACCCUGCUGUGACUGACAGUUCCUUGGAGUACUCGGAAUGCAUCCGGAUGGCUCGCCGGGACAUUAGUCCAUUUGGUAAUAUCCCCCAAAGAGUAAUGGGGCAGAUGGGGAGGUCGCUGCUGCCCAGCCGCACGUUUCUGCAGGCACUGAAUCUGGGCAUUGAAGUCAUCAAUACCACAGACCACCUGCUCUUCUCCAGGGAGUGUGGCCGGGCCCUCCUGAGGAUGCAGUACUGCCCUCACUGCCAGGGCCUGACGCUCAGUAAACCGUGCAUGGGGUACUGCCUCAACGUCGUGAGAGGCUGCUUGGCGCACAUGGCGGAGCUGAAUCCACACUGGCAGGCGUACAUCCGGUCCUUGGAAGAGCUGUCAGAUGCCAUGCAUGGAACGUAUGACAUUGAACACGUGCUCCUGAACUUCCACUUGCUUGUGAAUGAUGCUGUGAUGCAGGCCCACCUGGACGGACAGAAAUUAUCGGAACAGGUAAAUAAGAUCUGUGGUCAUCCAAUCAGAACACCCACCGAAAGCCCCCGUUGUUCUUUCGAUGGGAGUAAAGAGAAGCUUAGAAUGAAGAUCUCUACAAGAAAUGGCGAAGACACGCUUGCCAACAGAAGAAAAGAAUUUAUCAACAGCCUUCGACUGCAUGGGUCAUUUUAUGGGGGUCUGGCUGACCAGCUUUGUGUUAAUGACUUAGCCGCUGCUGAUGGACUGCCAUGCUGGAAUGGAGAAGACAUAGUAAAAAGUUAUACUCAGCGUGUGGUUGGAAAUGGAAUCAAAGCCCAGUCUGGGAAUCCUGAAGUCAAAGUCAAGGGAACUGAUCCUGUGAUCAAUCAGAUUAUUGAUAAACUGAAGCAUGUUAUUCAGUUGUUACAGGGUAGGUCACCCAAACCCGACAAGUGGGAAGUUCACCUGGGCAGUGGUGGCGGCAUGGUUGAACAGGUCAGCGGGGACUGUGACGAUGAAGAUGGUUGUGGGGGAUCAGGAAGUGGAGAAGUCAAGAGGACACUAAAAAUCACAGACUGUAAGUUAUGA
Messenger RNA from Myotis lucifugus (little brown bat), 1410 nucleotides. RefSeq names its product glypican 5 (gene GPC5). Gene Ontology annotation, cellular component: cell surface; plasma membrane; extracellular region. The record is from RefSeq and is a predicted model, not a curated record. The transcript is spliced from 7 exons. Gene Ontology annotation, biological process: positive regulation of canonical Wnt signaling pathway; cell migration; regulation of protein localization to membrane. Bases 1 to 1410 code for a protein of 469 amino acids. NCBI's taxonomy places the organism in Eukaryota, Metazoa, Chordata, Mammalia, Chiroptera, Vespertilionidae.